This is a messenger RNA of Abrus precatorius (Indian licorice), 779 nucleotides long. RefSeq lists its product as uncharacterized. The record is from RefSeq and is a predicted model, not a curated record. The transcript has 2 exons. Bases 171 to 767 code for a protein of 198 amino acids. NCBI's taxonomy places the organism in Eukaryota, Viridiplantae, Streptophyta, Magnoliopsida, Fabales, Fabaceae.
AUGCAUUGUAAUGGCAUCAUAAAGAAAUGGCAUCAAAGUUAUCAUUCUGGCAUCUUACUAGAGAUCCUAUCCUCAUUUGUCUCUUCCUCCACCCCUUAAAUCUCUUCUCUCCACUGCCUCUUCCAUAAUCAAAUUCAUCUCAUAGAGAGAUAGAAAGAAAGAAAGAAAAAAUGAACGUGUUGGAUUCUAAUGUGGAGGCUCUGGCCUUCAACUACUUGAGCUUCGGUUUGCUCACAGCCCUCAACAAUUUAUGGACCUGGGUAGCUCUCCUCACCGCAGCACUCAGUUUCUGGAAGAUUCGAUCCGCAGGUUGCCCCAAACCCGAUGAACCAAUCUCUAUAGGACUCGACCCGGUUGUUGAGACGUUAACGCCCCAUGAGGCAACGGAAGCAAAACACGAGGCAACGCCGCAAAUGGCGGUUGGCCACGGUGUCCCAGAGGAUGUUGACGGCGUGAGGAAGGGGAAGUUUACAGUGUAUUACGAAGAGGAGGAGAUGCAAUGCGGGUGCGGGGAGAGUGAGGGGUUCUUGACGGCGUUAGGAGAGUGGGAGGAGAGAGAGGGGUCGGAAUCAGAGUGGUGGAAGAGGUGGGAGAGGUUGUUGCGGUUGAGAAACGGGGAGAACGAUAACGGAUGGUACAUGUGGCAGGACGUGACGGAGCUUAACGGCAACGUUGUAAGAUUAUGGGAUAGUGAGUUGAGGUUUGGGGGUCUCUCUUUAGAAAGGGAAUCAUGGUACAACAACUCCAGCUGUAUUCGUGUCUGGUAAUAGGAAAAUAAA